UCUCUCUCUCUCUCUCUCUCUCUACCUUAAAACCCUAAUCCAAUGGCCACCGCCCAACCCUCCGAGAACGGCACCCGCGAACCCGACCCGCAACCCGAAUCCGCCGCGGCGCCCGACUCCGCCCCAACCGAAAAUCCAAACCAAGACUCCGAAUCCGCCCCCAAAUCGGACUCCGAGGCUCCGGCGACGACUUCCAGCGGCGACGCCUUAUCCGCCGCCGAUAAGAGAUGGCCUGGGUGGCCCGGCGACUGUGUUUUCCGGCUGAUCGUGCCGGUUCUCAAGGUCGGGAGCAUUAUCGGAAGGAAGGGGGAGCUGAUUAAGAAGAUGUGCGAGGAGACUCGAGCUCGCAUUCGCGUCCUCGACGGCGCCGCGGGGACUGCUGAUCGCAUCGUGUUGAUCUCUGGAAGGGAAGAGCUGGAGGCACCUCUUUCCCCUGCAAUGGAUGCUGUAAUAAGAGUAUUCAAACGUGUCUCUGGAUUAUCUGAGAAUGCAGGCGAAGCAGAGUUGGCUGGUGCUGCUGGAGUUGCGUUCUGUUCCAUCCGUAUGUUAGUAGCAUCCACACAAGCAAUUAAUUUGAUUGGAAAACAAGGGUCGUUAAUUAAAUCUAUACAGGAGAGUACUGCUGCUUCUGUGCGUGUAUUGUCUGGAGAGGAGGUUCCGUUCUAUGCUGCAGCUGAUGAGAGGAUCAUUGAAAUGCAGGGAGAAACCUUAAAGGUGCUUAAAGCUGUAGAAGCAGUAGUGUCUCACCUGAGGAAGUUUUUGGUCGAUCAUAGUGUUCUUCCUCUAUUUGAGAAAACUUACACGGCUCCAAUUUCUCAAGAACGUCAACCGGAUCCUUGGGCUGACAAGUCGUUGCUUCAUACCACAACUCAACCUGGAGGUAUCACUAAUUAUCCUCUCACAGCUACACGGGAUUCUUUGUUCCUCAGCCGUGAGACACAGUUGGAAUCACAACUCCCAUCUGCUGGACUUUCCAUUUAUGGACAAGAGGCUUCUCUUUCUUCACUUCGAUCUUCAGGACUUGGUUCAGGACUGGGCCGUCAUGGUGCUCCUAUUGUUACUCAGAUUACGCAAACAAUGCAAAUUCCUCUGUCUUAUGCUGAGGAUAUUAUUGGGGUUGAAGGGAGGAGUAUUGAAUAUAUUCGUCGUAGUAGUGGAGCCUUGUUAACUGUACAAGAGAGCAGGGGACUACCUGAUGAAAUUACAGUGGAAAUAAAAGGCACCUCAUCACAGGUUCUGGCGGCUCAGCAACUGAUUCAGGAAGUUAUAGCAACCAGCAACAAGGAUCAAAUUUCGAGCAGCUAUGGCAGGAUGGAUACCGGUUUGAGGUCAUCCUACUCUCAGUUAGAUUCUACAUCCUACCCGUCCUCAUCAGUACCCUCACUACCUUAUGAUGUGUAUGGAAAUUCGGUUCCAUCACAACAACCUUAUGGAUCUUCUGGGUUGAGAGGAGGCUACAGCACGUUCAGGCUUUGAAUCAAAAUGGUAAUGAAACACUAAUGGUGGCUUCUCUACUUGGACUAAUUAUUUCCAAUUAUUUCUGAUUAGAGAAAAUUUAAUGCACCUUGGUGUAGUGUUUGUGAAGUGUCAGAGCGGGUUGGGAUCCCUUUCAGUUAUCUAAUAUCAUCAGAUUUGAUCUGUUGGUAGCUUUUCAGGUUGAUAAUCUUGAAGGGGGGAUAAUAGAAAAAAGUGUACUAAAACACUAGAAACUUUCCUCAUGUUUCAAAAAGUGUGUGCUUAGGUUAGUAGUGAGCAUUUUGCAGUCCUGUUUUUUUUCUUCUUAAAUUGAACUUUAUCUCCCAG
Messenger RNA from Argentina anserina (silverweed cinquefoil), 1803 nucleotides. Its product is annotated as RNA-binding KH domain-containing protein PEPPER. Lineage: Eukaryota; Viridiplantae; Streptophyta; Magnoliopsida; Rosales; Rosaceae. The coding region runs from base 43 to 1476 and encodes 477 amino acids. Gene Ontology annotation, molecular function: mRNA binding. Gene Ontology annotation, biological process: regulation of gene expression. Gene Ontology annotation, cellular component: cytoplasm; nucleus. The transcript is spliced from 6 exons. The record is from RefSeq and is a predicted model, not a curated record.